Molecule: messenger RNA, 2171 nt
Organism: Patiria miniata (bat star)
Lineage: Eukaryota; Metazoa; Echinodermata; Asteroidea; Valvatida; Asterinidae
Exons: 6
Coding region: 226-1245 (339 amino acids)
Source: RefSeq, a predicted model, not a curated record
CCGGGAUACCGUUUCCUGCUUCCGUUUGCCAAGCCUUGUUCACUCACGUAACACACGGAUGUAAAAAGAAAUCCUAUCAUUAAUUCUCACAAACUUCCAUUUGUUUUAUCUCAUAAACCAUAUUCUGGAUUCGGCUCCGUGGAAGGAUAAGUUCUGCUUCUGGGAUUUCUUUUCACAUUUUGCAAGUAUUCUUGUCAGAAAACAGGGAACGUUGGUAGUGGCGUCAUGGGUCAAGGUGGCGCUGUGAGCUGUGUGGUGACAAUCGCCAUUGGCGUGGUCCUUCUCAUCAUAAUCCUCGUCGCCGUAUCCUUCCAAGGUGUGGAAUAUUACGAGAUGGGAUUUGUGAGGCGUAAAACUAGCGGUACCGUCGAUACCAGCAUUGUUUACCAGGCCGGGCAUCACUACGUUGGUCUCGAUGCCGAAUUCAAGGUGUUCAAAGCCGACGCCCACAUGGUGAGCUUGGAAUCGAUUGGAGUCUUCACCAGAGAUCGACUUGAGGUCAGUCUUGACUGCACCUUCCAGUACUUCCUGCGUCCCGAGGACUUGAAGUUGCUCCACGACACCUACGAUCUACAGUACGAGGACACGCUCCGCAACAGCGCCGUGGACGCGCUCAAGGGGGCCACAUCGGCCUUCUCGCCGCGGGACUUCGGCUCCGAUCGGGCCCUGAUCGAAGAGACGCUGUUCGCUGCCAUCAGGAGGCGGCUGGGAGGAACGUGCUGUAAGCCAUUCUGUCAAGACCUACCGGAAGGAUGCGAGCCAGGCUGUAAGCAACCCGAGGACUGCACUGACGAAGACAAGGGCCUGUACGCCGACGUGCGCUACUUCCAACUCGGCUACGUGAAAAUCCCCGAAGAGGUGCUUGGUCGUAACCUCCAGACGCUGACACAGCUGGAGGAUGGGGAGCGGGAGAUUUAUAGACAGCAGGAACAGCUCGUGAGGAAGACUACGGAAGAGAUAGUCACAAACAUCGAAAACGCUGCUGAGGAAAUUUUCCAGAAUGCAACAGCGCAGGCGGCCCUGAUUGGCUCCCGGGCCCAGGCGGAUUCGCGCGCCAAGGUGGAGAAUUCCCACAGCCUCGGUCUGGCCCGUAUCUACUCCGAUCUCAACAUCACGGAGCAGGAUCAGAAGGCAUCGCUGAACUACAUCCGUACGCUGAGGGACCACAGCACGGUCUUCCUUACCGUCAACUUCAACUCUCUGGUGACUGGGCCAGUCUAUGGAUCGUCCAAUGGCGGCAGAUAAAAUGGUUGGAUGGGAGAGGGCGCCCCUCGGCGUCGUAUGAAAUGUUGACUCUCAUGAAACACGUUCUUUUUUUUGCGAGUUCUCACUAGUCCAUACCCUGAGGCAUGCGCAGCUCUGUCAAAGAGUCCUGUUAUUGAAGGCAUAUUUUUAAAGUCUCCUGGAGCGGCGUCUACGUGUCCAUUUUAAACCUGAAACCGCAUAAUAUUUUUGAACCUUUUGCAUAAAUAUUAACAUUUAAUGUGCAGAAUUUAUGUCUAAAUUAAGUGCAGAGCUGGCAGAGGUCAUUUGAAGAAGGCGUGUCCCAACCUCCUUCCCUGUGUCUAUUUUAAUCUUUAAUUUCAAAAGCAGUGAAUGCAGUUAUUGGUAGUAAUAAUUGUGGAAAUGCCCCUGCAUCGGGAAUGAGGUUGCGCGUUGCUGAGCAACCCUGAUAUUGAACUUGCUUCAACGUACAAAUUCUACACACAUCCACCUCGAAUAAUUCUAUAUUGACAAGUCGAGUCGGCAUGCAAUGUCGUCUUCACAAGAGUGGUGCAUCUCAGUACAUUAAGCAUCAUGCAUUGUAAAUAUUAAGCACAACACUAUUCUUCACGGCUAAAUAAUGCAGUAUAGCGAAUUUAAGAUAUGAACAUGCUGACUUCUGACGAUGGUAAAGGUUUCCCUUGCCUGGUAUGUGAACAAGUGAACCUAUCCGAAAACAGACUUAAUGAAGUGUCAACAAAGAGAAAAACAUGUGUUCCCGUUAAAAGGUCAGUUAUAAAAUAACGGCCAAUGAUUUUUUUCUCAGUAUAGUCUUGUGACUUUCCUGGGCUAGUAUCAUAAAGCUAUAGAUUAUAGAAUACUACAAGCGUCAGACUGAAAGUGACUAGUUUUACAAUGUUUUGUCAAAUACAUGUAUACUUGAAUAUUUUAGUCCUUGCAAACAUAUU